This is a messenger RNA of Chrysochloris asiatica (Cape golden mole), 3618 nucleotides long. It is a transcript of the gene CGN, whose product is annotated as cingulin. Gene Ontology annotation, cellular component: myosin complex. NCBI's taxonomy places the organism in Eukaryota, Metazoa, Chordata, Mammalia, Afrosoricida, Chrysochloridae. The transcript is spliced from 20 exons. The coding region runs from base 10 to 3618 and encodes 1202 amino acids. The record is from RefSeq and is a predicted model, not a curated record.
CUCCUACCCAUGGAGCAGGCAGCCACCAUGACUGAGUCCCGGGGUCCCCUAGACCAUGGAGUCCAGAUUCGCUUCAUCACAGAGUCAGUGGGUAAUGCCGAGACCGGUACUCUACGCCGAGGUGGGCGACGGCCAGCCAAGGAUGCAAGAGCCAGCUCCUAUGGGGUUGCUGUGCGAGUGCAGGGCAUUGCUGGACAGCCCUUUGUGGUGCUCAACAGUGGGGAGAAGGGUGGUGACUCCUUUGGGGUCCAAAUCAAGGGGUCCAACAACCGAGGAGCUCCCGGAGCCCUGAACUCUGACUCAGAAUUUCCUGAGAACCCUUACUCUCAGGCCAGGGGGUUUCUUGCCCCCUCGCAGGGCAGCACAUCUGAUGAGGAGCCUGGGGCCUGCUGGAAUGGAAGGCUACUCCGCUCCCAGUCUCAGGCCUCCCUGGUAGACCCUGCCCCUAUAGCUCCAAGCAAUAGGAGCACUAGCCUGCUGGAAUUAGCCCCCCAGGGGGCACCCCCAGGAAGCACCAUUGACACUGCACCUCUGUCUUCAGUGGAUUCACUCAUCAACAAGUUUGACAGUCACCUUGGGGGCCAGGCCAGGGGCCGGACUGGCCGCCGUACACGGACGCUGCCCCGGGAACAGCGCAAGAGAAGUCAGAGCCUGGACAGCCGGCUCCCACGGGACAUCCAUGAAGAGCGGGAGCACCGCCAGUCCCCCAAUCACCUGUCCCCAAGCAGAAACUAUGACAACCAUGUGGGCAGCUCAAAACAGCAGGCCCAGAGCCAGAGCCCUCUCAGUAGCUUUAGCCGUUCCCGACAGACCCAGGAUUGGGUCCUUCAGAGCUUUGAGGAGUCACGUGGGAAAGCACAGGAGCCUGCCAUACUGCAGUUUAAAUCCACCCCAGACCUUCUCCGAGACCAGCAGGAGGCAGCCCCACCAGGCACUGUGGACCAUGUAAAGGCCAUCAUCUAUGGCAUCCUGAGGGAGGGAAGUUCAGAAAGUGAAACCUCUGUGAGGAGGAAGGUCAGUUUGGUGCUGGAGCAGAUGCAGCCUCUGGUGAUGGCCUCUCCUGGUUCUGUUAAGGCUUUGACAGGGCAGGGGGACCUCACCCGAAAAGUGGAGGAGCUACAGCAAAAGCUGGAUGAAGAAGUGAAGAAGCGGCAGAAGCUUGAGCCAUCCCGUGUGGUGCUGGAGCGGCAGCUGGAGGAGAAGGCAGAGGAGUGUAGCCGGCUGCAGGAGCUGCUGGAGAGGAGAAAGGGGGAGGCCCAGCAGAGCACCAAGGAGCUUCAGAACACUAAGCUCCUCCUGGACCAGGGUGAACGAAUACGGCUUGGACUGCAGACCCAGGUGAUGGAACUUCAGAGCAAGCUGAAACAGGCCCAGGGUUCUGAGCCUGCGAAGGAUGUGCUGAUGAAGGACCUGAUAGAGACCCGGGAGCUUCUAGAAGAGGUCUUGGAGGGGAAGCAGCGGAUAGAAGAACAGCUCAGGCAGCGGGAGCGGGAGUUGACGGCCCUGAAGGGGGCCCUGAAGGAGGAGGUGGCCUCCCGUGAUCAGGAGGUGGAACAUGUCCGGCAGCAGUAUCAGCGAGACACAGAACAGCUUCGUCGGAGCAUGCAGGAUGCAACCCAGGACCAUGCAGCAUUGGAGGCUGAGAGGCAGAAGAUAUCAGCGCUGGUGCGAGGGCUGCAGAGGGAGUUGGAGGAGAGCUCAGAGGAGACAGGGCAUUGGCAGAGCAUGUUCCAGAAGAACAAGGAGGAGCUUAGAGCCACCAAGCAGGAACUCCUGCAGCUGCGGAUGGAGAAGGAGGAGCUGGAAGAGGAGCUUGGGGAGAAGACAGAGGCCUUGCAGAGGGAGUUAACGCAGGCCCGAGCUGGUGCUGGGGAUACUCACCAGCUAGAGGAACUCAAGAAGGAGCUGCGCCAGACACAGGAGGAGUUGCAGAAGCUGCAAACAGAGCGGCAGAGCCAGGAGAUGGCUGGGCGACACCGCGAACGGGAGUUGGAAAAACAGCUGGGAGUUCUGAGGGUCGAGGCUGACCAGGGCCGGGAACUGGAACAGCAGAACCUACAGCUACAGAAGACCCUCCAGCAGCUGAAACAGGACUGUGAAGAGGCUUCCAAGGCUAAGAUGGCAGCAGAGGCAGAGGCAUCAGUGCUGGGGCAGCGUCGGACAGCAGUGGAAACAACGCUUCGGGAGACCCAGGAGGAAAAUGACGAAUUCCGUCGGCGCAUCCUGGGUCUGGAGCAGCAGCUGAAGGAGACACGAGGCUUGGCGGAGGGCAGGGAAGGGGUGGAGGCGCGACUUCGAGACAAGGUGCAGCGGCUGGAGGCAGAGAAGCAGAAGCUAGAAGAGACCCUGAACACAGCUCAGGAAGAGGAAGGGAGCCUAGCAGCAGCCAAGCGAGCUCUGGAGGCCCGGCUGGAGGAGGCUCAGCGGGGGCUGGCCCGCCUGGGGCAAGAGCGGCAGGCACUGAACCGGGCUCUAGAGGAGGAGAGCAAGCAGCGUGAGGCACUCCGGCGUGGCAAGGCUGAGCUGGAAGAACAGAAACAUCUGCUGGACAGGACCGUGGACAGACUAAACAAGGAGCUGGAGCAGAUAGGGGGCGACUCUAAGCAAGCCCUGCGGCAGCUCCAGGCCCAACUAGAGGAUUACAAGGAAAAGGCUCGGCGGGAGGUGGCAGAUGCCCAGCGCCAGGCCAAGGACUGGGCCAGUGAGGUUGAGAAGACCUCUGGGGGCCUGAGCCAGCUUCAGGAUGAGACCCAGAGGCUGCGGCAGGCCCUGCAGGCAUCCCAGGCUGAGCGGGACACUGCCCAGCUGGACAAGGAACUGCUGGCCCAGCGGCUGCAGGGGCUGGAACAAGAGGCAGAAAAUAAAAAGCGUUCCCAGGAUGAUAGGACCCGGCAACUGAAGGGCCUCGAGGAAAAAGUUUCACGGCUAGAAGCAGAGUUAGAUGAAGAGAAAAACACUGUGGAGCUGCUGACGGACCGGGUAAAUCGUGGCCGGGACCAGGUGGACCAGCUGAGGACAGAACUCAUGCAUGAGAGGUCUGCUCGACAGGACCUGGAGUGUGACAAAAUCUCCCUGGAGAGACAGAACAAGGACUUGAAGAGCCGGUUGGCCAGCUCAGAAGGCUUCCAGAAGCCCAACGCCAGCCUUUCCCAGCUUGAGUCCCACAACAAGGAGUUGCAGGAACGGCUGCAGGCUGAGGAGAGGGAGAAGUCGGUUCUGCAGUCCAGCAACCGAAAACUGGAGCGGAGAGUUAAAGAGCUGUCUAUCCAAAUUGAUGAUGAGCGGCAGCACGUCAAUGACCAGAAAGACCAGCUAAGCCUGCGGGUAAAGGCUUUGAAGCGGCAGGUGGAUGAAGCCGAAGAGGAAAUUGAGCGGCUGGAUAGCCUGCGGAAGAAGGCCCAGCGUGAGCUGGAGGAGCAACACGAAGUCAAUGAACAGCUCCAGGCUCGGAUCAAAAGCCUAGAAAAGGACUCCUGGCGUAAAGCAUCUCGCUCAGCUGCUGAGACAACGCUCAAACAUGAAGGACUGAGUUCAGAUGAAGAAUUUGACAGUGUCUAUGACCCCUCAUCUAUAACGUCACUGCUUACUGAGAGCAACCUGCAGACCAGCUCCUGUUAG